Molecule: messenger RNA, 4123 nt
Organism: Thlaspi arvense
Lineage: Eukaryota; Viridiplantae; Streptophyta; Magnoliopsida; Brassicales; Brassicaceae
Source: the annotation of a GenBank genome assembly
AUGUUCUGUUCUCUUCGCAACUUUAUUCACGUUAAUCGCAGAUUCCCUCGCCAUGUAAGCCCUUGUUCCUCUUCUCUCUCUCAAAUUCGAGGACCUCUCUGUUUUCCUCUGUCAUCUCCGUCUCAAUCUUCCUUUAUCUCGUGUCCUUUCGUUUGGUUCACUAGUUUUCUCUGCAUCAUUCGAUACCCUUUCGUUAGCAAAAGCGGUCCUUCCACCUAUUCCGAAGAUUUCGAUAGAGACUGGAUCCGUAAGGUUGUUCAGAAUGAUCAAUGGGAUGAUCCCCAAAUUGAGAAGUUGUUUGAUUCGACAUUGGCUCCGAUUUGGGUUCCAAGGGUUCUCGUUGAAUUGAAAGAAGACCCGAAAUUAGCUUUCAAAUUCUUCAAAUGGUCAAUGAGCCGCAAUGGGUUUAAGCACACCGUUGAAUCAUACUGUAUAGUAGCGCACAUCCUGUUUUGUGCUAGAAUGUAUUAUGAUGCUAAUCGUAUCCUUAGAGAGAUGGUUUUGUCCAAGGCUGAAUUAAACGACUGCGAUGUUUUUGAUGUUCUGUGGUCUACGAGGAACGUGUGUGUUCCUGGAUUUGGAGUGUUUGAUGCUUUGUUUAGUGCUUUGAUUGAUCUAGGAAUGCUUGAGGAAGCUAUCCAGUGUUUCUCUAAGAUGAAGAGAUUUAGGGUUUUCCCAAAGACCCGGUCUUGCAACGGUUUAUUGCAUGAGUUUGCGAAAUUGGGGAAGAGGGAUGGGAUGAAGAGGUUUUUCAAAGACAUGAUUGGUGCUGGUUCGAAGCCGACUGUGUUUACUUACAACAUUAUGAUAGAUUGUAUGUUUAAAGAAGGAGAUAUAGAAGCUGCGAGUGGCUUGUUUGAAGAGAUGAAGUUUAGAGGUUUGAUUCCAGACACUGUUACAUAUAACUCUAUGGUUGAUGGUUAUGGGAAAGUUGGUCGAUUAGAUGAUACGGUUUGCUUCUUCGAGGAAAUGAAGAGUAUGAGCUGUGAGCCUGAUGUUAUCACAUACAACACGCUGAUCAACUGUUUCUGUAAAUUCGAGAGAUUGCCUAAAGGUCUGGAUUUCUUCAGGGAGAUGAAGCAGAGUGGGUUGAGACCGAAUGUUAUUAGUUACAGCACUUUGGUUGAUGCUUUUUGCAAGGAUGGUAUGAUGCAACAAGCCAUCAAGUUCUAUGUCGACAUGAGAAGACUUGGUCUUGUGCCUAAUGAGCAUACCUAUACUUCCCUCAUUGAUGCCUAUUGUAAGAUCGGUAAUCUCUCAGAUGCUUUCAGGUUGGCUAAUGAGAUGUUGGAGGCUGGUGUGGAAUGGAACGUGGUCACUUACACUGCACUGAUCGAUGGUCUUUGUGAUGCGGAGAGAAUGAAAGAAGCUGAAGAACUUUUUGGCAAAAUGGUUAUAGCCGGUGUGAUUCCAAAUCUUGCAAGUUACAACGCUCUGAUUCAUGGAUUUGUAAAGGGGAAAAACAUGGACAGAGCGUUAGAGCUUCUAAACGAGCUGAAGGGAAGAGGUAUUAAACCAGAUUUGCUGCUCUAUGGAACUUUCAUAUGGGGUUUGUGCGGUGUAGAGAAGAUCGAGGCUGCUAAGGUAGUGAUGAAUGAAAUGCAGGACUAUGGGAUUAAAGCGAAUACGUUGAUCUACACGACGUUAAUGGACGGUUACUUUAAGUCUGGAAACCCUACGGAGGGAUUGCAUCUCCUAGAAGAGAUGCUAGAACUUGAUAUCGAGGUCACAGUUGUUACCUUCUGCGUUUUGAUUGAUGGAUUGUGCAAAAACAAGUUAGUCUCUAAGGCGGUUGGUUAUUUCGAGAGGAUAAGUAACGAUUUUGGUCUACAAGCAAACACAGCGAUAUACACAGCGAUGAUUGAUGGUCUCUGUAAAGAGAAUCAAGUUGAGGGAGCAACAACUCUUUUUGAACAAAUGGCUCAGAAAGGUCUAGUCCCAGACAGACAAGCGUACACAUCGUUAAUGGAUGGGAAUUUGAAGCAAGGGAAUGUGCUAGAGGGUUUAGCUCUACGAGACAAAAUGGCUGAGAUUGGUAUGAAGCUUGAUUUGCUUGCUUACACUUCAUUAGUCUGGGGAUUAUCACAAUGCAAUCAGUUGCAGAAAGCGAGAUCUUUCCUUGAGGAAAUGAUCGGGGAAGGAAUUCUCCCUGACGAGGUUUUGUGUGUUAGUGUCUUGAAGAAACACUAUGAGGUUGGAUGUAUAGAGGAAGCUGUAGAGUUGCAGAGUUAUUUGAUAAAGCAUCAGACCGAUUCAGGUAAUUCGGAUCCAAACCUUGUUUCUUCUGGAGAAGAUGAAGAAACCAGAACCAGAUCUGGACACUUCAGCGUGAGCUUCUCCUGUGAAUCUAUCAGGUUUCAUCCGAGGAGAAACUUAUCGAAUGGAUAUAUUGUUCAUCGACAAGAGCUGAGGUGUGGAGUCUGGAGUCAGGUUCGGAGAUAUCUUUCGGCGUACGAUAAGCUCAGUUUGGGGUUUUCGAUUGUUCGAGGAAAAAAGAUGGGAGCUAGGGUUCAAGUGCAGCAUUACAAUUUGGGAUCGGCUGAUUCCUACAUCAGUAGCUCUCUCCACGAUCUCAACUCCGUUGAUGGUCCGUCGAGAGAUAUCGACGCCAUCGGAGGCUCCGGUGGCGGCGAUAGCUUGGAUAACGACGGCAAUUCCUCUUCUGCGGAUUGUAUCCACGAAUCAUACAGAAACUCGAUGCAAAUCCACGAUGAUGUAGUUGAAGAAGGUGGAUCUAACAAGGGACCUGCAGGAUCUUCUUACAAUAUGCUAAACAUUGAAGAUGUUUCUCCGAUUGAAUCAGCAAGAGGGAGAUUUCUGCAGAUCAUAUUGGAUUACUUUAUUAGCCAACAUGUCAUUGAAGUCUGUGAGAACAAGCGUGACCACGAGAUGGAUUCAGGAGGACAGGACAAUAGCAGUAAAGUCAAGAGGAAGUCGGAUGAUACACAAUACGAAGGUGACCCGAGUUUCGCAUUGCCGUUGAUGUAUAUCGCAAACUUGUACGAGACCUUAGUCGGUGAAGCAAAUGUGAGGGUGGCUUCAUUGAAUGGGAUAAGGGAAAAGAGCCUUGGGGUAGCUCUUGAAGCAGCAGGUGGAUUAUAUAGAAAGUUAACAAAGAAGUUUCCUAAGAAAGGUACUUGCAUGUACAGGAGAAGAGAACUGGCAACUUCAGUUGAGACAAGGACGAGGUUUCCUGAAUUAGUAAUACAUGAAGAGAAACGAGUUCGGUUUGUGGUGGUGAAUGGUUUGGAUAUUGUCGAAAAGCCGGAUGAUAUACCCAUUGAAGAUGCUGAAUGGUUUAAGAGAUUAACUGGCCGCAAUGAAGUAGCUGUCUCUGCUAGAGAUUAUAAAUUCUACUGCCCUCGACACAAGCAUAGGCGUGUUCAAAACUCUGUCUCCACCAUCCAUGGCUUGCCUACAUUUCCAGGUAUGGAUUCAUCUACAAUAGCUAAUACACAAGGGUUUCGCUCUGUUAGUGAAGAUCAAAGCCAACAACACACUCCUUCUCCUUCCAAACAUCACAUGUCACCUCUGUCUCACCAUCCUCAUCAGUUUCACCAAUCUAUUCACCAGAGCCACCACCAUCAUCAUCUUUACCAAAGUCAACACGCAGCCACACAUUUUCCCGUCCAGAGCCAUCAAUGCGACCCUGAACUAUCUCACACGCACCAGUCACCAUCUAUUUCGCAGCACAUGGCUUGCUUGCAACCCCUCGCUGGAGGCCAUGUCAUGCCAACCAGUCCGGCGAAAUUCUGUGACCAGUGCGGAGCACAGUACUUGAGAGAGACAUCCAAAUUCUGCUCAGAGUGUGGUUGCAAGAGACCUGGGAUUUAGUGAAAAGAGACAAUAUUUUUGCUCAAGUCUCGAAUUGGAAUCUCAUUUUAGGCCACAUUUUUACAAGAAGUGUAAUGUUUCAGAUGAGAAGAGAGGUAGCGUUAAUUAAUUUGUCCCGGAAGUAUUUAACUAAACUGUGUUGUGUUCCUAGUUUUGGUUAAUGCAAAUGUGAAAACACUUAUAUAUAAUUAUUGCUAUGUAAAAUUGUAUAUGAACAUAACAAUGAAUGAUUCUGCAGAAUUCGUGAGUAGAUGAAAUUAUUAGAAGAAGAUGUGUGAUUGUAUAUUAA